AUGCGCGCGGGCCAGAGGUGGGUGCGGGGGAAGGGAGGAGCAAGGUGCUCACCUCAGGUGGCAGCGAGGAGCGGCGGUGGUGACGGCGGAACCAACCAAGCUCACACAAGAUCCGGCUCGGGUUCCAAGGGCAGCUGCGGCCACGGCGGCGGUCGGGGCGCUCAGGGACGACGGCAGAGGGUUUCUAGAGGCCGGAGGGCUGCCUCGGGAGCGGCCCCGAGCGGCGGCGGGGCGGCGGUCGGAGACGCGGCUUGCUUCGGCCUGCACAGGUCUGGGUCGGCUGCAGCCGGCCGAGGCGGCGGCGGCGACGGUGCGCGGGGGUCACUGGGGCUCCAGGGAAAGUGGCUCGGCCGUCCUACGGCGGUGGAGAACUCAGCUCGGCCCGAGCUUGCCCUAGGUGGCAGCAACCCUCGAGGGCAGUAG
Molecule: messenger RNA, 423 nt
Organism: Ananas comosus (pineapple)
Lineage: Eukaryota; Viridiplantae; Streptophyta; Magnoliopsida; Poales; Bromeliaceae
Product: spidroin-1-like
Exons: 1
Coding region: 1-423 (140 amino acids)
Source: RefSeq, a predicted model, not a curated record